CUGUACACCGUUAUAAGUGUGCCACAAAACCAACCAAUCACAGACUUGGUUUCAAAAAUUCUGAUUGGCUCUUACGGUCUCCAAUCAGCUCGCUAGCUGCUGCAUUCCGGACACCGGAAACACUGUCCACUCAGCCUCGCUUCUUGCAGAUAGAGGCAUUUUUGAUUUACUCUGCAGCCAAAGAAGAGAUGGCAGAAUCAAAUAAUGGCUCCAAUAAUACUACACCACAGUAUCAGGGUAAUGGUGCAGUUGAGUCAGCAGUAAGAAAUCUGGUGUCUUUGCUGCUUAACAACAUAUCCACAAAUCCUUCAGGGAGGCCAACAGAGAGUGGGCAGCCGGAGCCUAGAACUCUGACUAUCCAGCAAGAGAUGACAAGAUCAUUUCCAGGACAUUUCAAAUCAAACUUGAGCCGUGGUAAAAAGAGAUGUUUUACAUCUACUAAACAGCUUGUCAAGGCAGGCAGUAAGACCACAGGCCUCAGUUUUUAUUUGCUGUCAAAAAACACAUCCUACACUCCUUUGCCAGCUGAGGAGCUUGAACUCCUACAAGCUGGCAUGGGGAGACAAACCGUGUCUCUUCCAGAAGAUGGUGACCAUGCAGAGAUUUCAAGACUUCUGGAAGAAACCUUUCCAAAAAUGGAAUAUCUUUGUGGAGGAUGGCUCUUGCAUAAGGCAACAGGUGGCAGUGGUCGACGAAAGCUCACUGUAAUUCCACCUGAAACAGAAGGAUAUUCUGUCAAAACACUGAAAGCUGUGUCAGGAGGUGGCAAAUCCACUUUUUACAUUGUACCUCUUCAGGAAACAUUAGACACAUCUCCUCUACCUCCCGACUCACAGCACUUUUCAAAGAUGCCAAAGAAGUUAUGUUACCAGUGUAAUGAAGUUAUGCCUCUGCAGAUGCUUGCAGUACACAUCAAUACGUGCAAAGGAAAAUUCUCUCCUGAUGAGACUGAUGAUGAGGAAUCUGAGUUAUGCAUUGUGAAAAGCAAAUGCAAGGUUAUUUGUCCAAUAUGCACUAAGGACUUUCCUGAAGAUGAGAUCACAGUCCACGCAAGUCUGUGUGGGGAUAGCUUUCAAUGCAUGGUGCCUGAAGAAAAUGACCAAACUACAUGCACACCAACUCAAACUUCAGUAUGCACAACAGACAGCGUGGAAGAUGUAUUGCGUUGCCUUGAACAACAAGUCGACACCACAACAGAAUUUAAGUUGUGUGUGGACAGAGAAGACCUUCCAGACAGAGGUAUUCUCCAGUGGCAGAGAAAAAAAUCUGCAUCUCCCACCAGUGUUCUUAGGGUGGUUUUCAUUGGAGAGGCAGGCGUGGAUACAGGAGCACUUAGGAAAGAGUUUUUGAGUGACAUGAUUUCAGGUAUUGAAAGCAGAUUCUUUGAAGGACCUGAGAACAAGGGCAAAAACCCCAAGUAUUCUCUGACCGAUCUUGAUAAUGAAAACUUCAGGUUGGUUACAUACGAGCUUUGUGUAUUACAUUUAAUACGCAUCCGAUAUUUUUGUAAAUGUUACCUGAAAAUGAAUUAUAAUCAUUUGUCUUCACAAAACUUGUGAGGAUAAAGGAAAAUUGCUUCAUGGCUACAAUAUAUUUCAUAGCCUUGCCAUAGCAUUAAUUAUACUGCAUAUAGCUUUAAGAUGGCCUUGAGACAUUUAAACAUACUGACACCAUAUUAAUCUUUCACAGGUGCAGUCAUAACCAUUUAUACAUUGUUAUGUCUUUAUACACAUUGCAGUUAUGUGCUCAUAAGGAGUUGAAGCUUUCCCAGGUAAUAAAGGUCUCAAGCUUCAUCCAGCGUGAAUGUCUGGGUGACCCAUUGGUUAAGAAGCCGGGAGCUUAAGAAAGAUAGCACACAUGCUUACAAAUCACAUAUAUAUAUUACAUAUAACUUAGAACCAGACUUAAGCAUAGGCCUGAAUGUAUUCAGUUAACAUGCUGCACUGGAGCUUUCUUGACAACAGGUGACGCGUGGAGAGGACCAGCCCCUGGAGACCACAGAGGCCUGAGUUCAUUGCCUUUUUUGGAAGAAGAUGCCAAAAAGAGGAACCUCUAUGUUGCAGUUAAUUCUUAAAAUACAUGAAUGUUCUGUACAUGCAAAUUAUGUGCUUGUAAACGCUAGAAGGGGCGUCAUAAUACCCUGAUGCUAUAAAAGCAAUCUGAAGUAUAAUUUUGGCGAAGACUCUUGCUGAUGUGUGCAGUGACUGUCUUCCCGCGCGUGUACUUCAAUAAAAGAUCGCUUGACCCAAACCUUCUGGACUGUCUUGGUUUUGUACUCUCUACCAAUUUCGAACCCUUAACAAACUGUUGGUGAAAUAAUUGCAGUCAGCCUCGCCCAAGGAGGCCCAUCUCCUGCCUUUUUCAAAGAAUGGUGCUACAAUUUCCUCUGCUCAGGAGAGGUUGAUUUCAGCUGUCUGUCUAAGGAGGAUGUUGCAGAUGUGGAAUCUUCCCUGCUCAUCAGCAAAGUUGAAGAUGCAGCAGACAUACAGUCUCUGAUGUUGUGGGCUGAUGAAAUUGUCACCUGUGGAUACACAAACCAGAUAAAGAUGGAUAGUAAGGAAAGCAUGAUACGUGCCAUUGUCUUACACUCUACAACAAGACUGAUUCCAAUGCUACAGCAGCUCAGAAAGGGCAUGGAACUGUAUGGUCUUGUGAACCUGAUGGCUGUAAAUCCUGAAGCUUGCCACAGUUUGUUUGUUCCUGGGAAAAUCCUCAAACCAGACGCUGAUUUCAUUAUGAUGAGCUGCCAACCACAUUUCAGUGAAAAGGGGACAUCUAGGGAGAGAACUGAGAGGAAGAUCAUAAAUUUUUUGCAAGAUUUCUUGCAGGAGAUUGAAGCAUCAG
Oreochromis niloticus (Nile tilapia) is the source of this 2844-nucleotide messenger RNA. RefSeq lists its product as uncharacterized. The record is from RefSeq and is a predicted model, not a curated record. Gene Ontology annotation, molecular function: ubiquitin-protein transferase activity. The transcript has 13 exons. NCBI's taxonomy places the organism in Eukaryota, Metazoa, Chordata, Actinopteri, Cichliformes, Cichlidae. The coding region runs from base 189 to 1559 and encodes 456 amino acids.